Oncorhynchus gorbuscha (pink salmon) is the source of this 6805-nucleotide messenger RNA. Its product is annotated as casein kinase I-like. Gene Ontology annotation, biological process: endocytosis; signal transduction; peptidyl-serine phosphorylation. The transcript is spliced from 14 exons. Gene Ontology annotation, cellular component: nucleus; cytoplasm; plasma membrane. Gene Ontology annotation, molecular function: ATP binding; protein serine/threonine kinase activity. The record is from RefSeq and is a predicted model, not a curated record. The coding region runs from base 342 to 1739 and encodes 465 amino acids. Lineage: Eukaryota; Metazoa; Chordata; Actinopteri; Salmoniformes; Salmonidae.
UAGUUUGGAUCAACACUUCCGGAACACUUUCAUAUCAGUGGAGGCGAACUGAACAGGGUUCUGGGAGGCAUAGCUUGACAUAACCUUAGUCAAAUUGACAUUUCGACCUUGUUUCUGGCGUAAUUGUUACUACACAAACGGAAAAUAAAUGACUAAAUGCACUCAGGAUCACAUUGAAAGAUACCUGUGAAAGAUCUUGCUUCCCACCCAAAUGUCAAGGUCACAGUGACCGGGGCGGGCGGAGGCAGAGCCCGUUGCCCCGGCCCGUUGCUCAGCUGCAGAGCAGCCCCUGUCAGGGAGCACAUCCUCCCAUUCCAGUCCUCUGGGUGGCACCUUGAGCCAUGGAGCACUCACGGGAGAAAGAGAGUGAGAGACCUGCACGCAGCAACAAGGCAGGUCAGGGGCGCAGCGGGCACUCGCGCCCCUCGGGAUCAGGCUCCUCCGGAGUGCUCAUGGUGGGGCCCAACUUCCGUGUGGGCAAGAAGAUCGGCUGUGGUAACUUUGGAGAGCUGAAGUUAGGUAAAAAUCUCUACACCAAUGAAUAUGUUGCAAUAAAAUUGGAACCAAUCAAAUCAAGGGCACCACAGCUGCAUUUGGAGUACCGGUUUUACAAAACAUUAGGCAGCACAGCGGAGGGUCUUCCUCAGGUCUUCUACUUUGGGCCAUGUGGGAAAUACAAUGCCAUGGUUUUGGAGUUGCUGGGUCCCAGUCUAGAAGACCUCUUUGACCUCUGUGACAGGACCUUCUCUCUUAAGACCGUUUUGAUGAUGGCUAUUCAGCUGCUCUCCCGGAUGGAGUACGUCCACUCCAAGAACCUCAUCUACCGAGACGUGAAGCCAGAGAACUUCCUAAUCGGGCGGCAGGGGCACAAGCAGGAGCACAUCAUCCACAUAAUCGACUUUGGCCUGGCCAAAGAGUACAUCGACCCCGAGACCAAAAAACACAUCCCCUACAGGGAACACAAGAGCCUCACAGGGACCGCCCGCUACAUGUCUAUUAACACCCACUUAGGAAAAGAGCAAAGUCGAAGAGAUGACCUGGAAGCCCUAGGCCACAUGUUCAUGUAUUUCCUACGAGGGAGUCUGCCGUGGCAAGGACUCAAGGCUGACACCCUGAAAGAGCGAUACCAGAAGAUUGGCGACACCAAGCGCAACACUCCCAUCGAGGUCCUCUGUGAAAGCUUUCCAGAGAUGGCCACCUACCUGCGCUACGUGCGGCGAUUGGACUUCUUUGAGAAGCCCGACUACGAGUAUUUGAGGACUCUGUUUACCGAGCUGCUUGAGCGUAAAGGAUACACCUUUGAUUACACCUACGACUGGGAUGGCAGACCGAUUCCUACUCCAGUGGGGGCUGUCAACGUGGACUCGGGUGCGUCUGCCAUCACGAGAGAAAGCAACGCUAACAGAGACAGGCCCUCUCAGCAACAACCCCUACGGAACCAGACGGCAGCAUCAGACCGCAGAGGGGCAUGGGAUGCACAGCCCCACCGGCAGACCAACUCCUCCUACCUGAGCAGCUCCCACCUGGCCGCAGACAGGCAUGGGGGCUCUGUGCAGGUGGUCAGCUCCACCAAUGGGGAACUGAAUGCCGAUGACCCAAUGACGGCCCACUCCAACGCACCUAUCGCAGCGCAGGCCGACGUGGAGGUGGUGGAUGAGGCCAACUGCGUGAAAAUGCUCAACCUGUGGUGUUGUUGCUUCUUCAAGCGAAAACGGAAGAACACUCCACGGCAGAAAUAAUCUCCUGCUACCCUGUCCGGUGUCGCUGAGCGAGUUUAGUUUUAAGGAAACUGACUAAGGGACAUUUCUGGGAGGGAGUUGGGAGAGAGACUUGUUAUUACAAGAGAAAUGGGAUUAUUACUGACCUGGACCUACUGAAUGGAACUACUAUACACAUGAAGACCUUGGCCACAAAGUCCUUUCUUUUCUUUUCUUCUCGGUGGAUGAAUGACUAAAUUUGACCUUUGACCUUUCCUCUGAAUACUGGAGGAUGCCUGAGGACAUCAUUUUUUUCAAGUGGAGAUCAAAAGUCAAGUCUUCCCCUCUCCAUCUCUCUUUUUGGGUGAGACCAGUCUAUAGACCUCUACCACCUUUCUUUCUUGUCUCUUUCUCUCUCUCCAAACCCACUCACCUCCACAGUAAAAGCCGGUCUUAAGCUGUCCCAUUUGCUUUUUGUUCAUACAAAGUUAUGUCUACAUACGUAGGUGUGGAUGUUUGUUUGAAUGUGUGAAUGUGCCCUAAUGGCUAAUUGGUUCAUAUGCCACGAAGCUCCUCCCACUAAGCCCUGUUUGACUGUCUUUUGAAGAAGGCAUUAUAGAUGAUGCUUCCUAGUCCUGAAGUAACAUUGCUUCAACCGUAGACACCGCCAUGGUCCCUUGUAGAUCUGCAAAGAUGCCACAGGUUCUUUCAAAUCUAUAAAGAAUGGUCUGCAGGUUGAUUUGGGAUUGGCAUAAGUAGUCAAAGCAGAAAGAAAUGGUAGAAAAGGAGGGAACACCAAAAUAAUCACUUUUCUAACGCAUCCUUGCCAGAAAAAAACCUGAGUACCAAUUCACCUCUCAACAAUCACUAAAUUUGCCUUCUGCCUCCAUAUUUGUGUUAAAAACAAUUGUGCUAAUUUCAAUGAUGUGCAAGGAAAAUGUUAGACCGCAGCGAGUGACCAAAGGGAUGUGUGUGGACAGAGGACCUAUUAUGUUACCAGAUUUAGAUAUAACUGAAAAGUAUUUGUAUUCCAGAUCCAUGUUUGAUGCACUGGUCAUUAUUACCCAACCACUCCUUUUCAGCUUUUCAAUUUCAGGCCCAAAAAAAAAUGUUUGGGGGGGGGAUCACCAAUAGAUCUGUUAUGAGUUGCAUUUCACAUUGCUUUUGCUAACAUUGCCAGUACCUGUAAACUGGUCCCUGUUAUCCACAAACACCUAACUUUGUGUCUGUGCGGAUUUAGGAAAAGUUUCUUCCAACUGCUGAUCUAUGGUCAGUUGUAGAUUUUUAACCUCCCAAUGUUUAAAGCGAGGAUUGGGCUAUCAUGAACUGACACCAGGUGUACACUUUAGGGUGGCUUCUACCUCCAGUCUGUCUGUCUGUGUACUGAAUCUGGGACAAGGAGAACAGACUUGGCUCUCCUAUUGAUUUAGAUGCUACUGCUCCUCCUGCUGGCCUUACCAUGUAAUGCCUUAAUCAAACCACCUCUCUUCAGAGCCUAUCAGGAUAGGCAUCUGUUCACAGCAACAACACACCAGCCAAUAAGAAGACAUGUUGACAAGUCUGGUUCCUAUAGAGCAGUGUUGCUCAACUGGAUUCCUGGGGUACCUUAUGGUGUUGAAUAUUUUUGUUCUAGCCCAGCCGGAACACCUGAAUCAACUAAUUACAGGUUUAAUGAUUAGUUGAGUAUUAUUUUUGAAUCAGGUGUGUUUGCUGGGAUAGAACAAAAAAUAUGGAGCUGUGCUGCGGUGUCGACGCUCAAGACCUGGACUUAAGAAAUGGAAGCUGUAGAGAGGGAGACUAAACAGCUGUCUCAAUGCCCCUUAGAGGUGAAAAUUAUUUAGCCUGUGGAAAUGGUUGCGUUUUAGGAGAUGACACUGGUCUCUCACUUUAAAUCAAUUUUAGUGCAGACAAGGUUGAGAAAGCAGAAUUUGAAGAUUUCAAAUACAGGAACAGUGUUAUGUGACUCGUGACAAAUCAUCUAAGGUCAUCAGAGUAAAAGGAAGUGAAGGACCUUUUUUAUUUUAUUUCUUCAGAUAUGCUUAUUUGUGUUCCUCUGCAAAACAUUUGAGGUUGUGAAAUGCUACAUUUUACAAUAAUAUUCUACCCUUUUGGUAAACCUCAGUGUUUACUCCGGAGUGGUUCUUGUCUGUUUUCAAUUUAUUUUGUCUUGUGUUGUCAAUGUGAACUGAAAAUGUAUGAUGUCCUGUAAUUUGUAUUUUUUUAAUCAUUAAAUGAUCUUGCUUUUUCAUGGGGGGGAGUAUUUAAACAGCGAUUGAGUGCACUACUUAUUUUGUACCUACUGUUGGAAGGUUAGAAUGCCAGCCUCGCUCUCUACCAUCUAGAUACUAUCCACUGUUUCACUUGUGUAUUAUGGAAAUGGUGGAGAGAACUCUGUGGCUUUGAGUCGAGGCAGGAGGAAUUGUCAAUUUCCUUAUGCUUCUAUUGAAUAACUCCCUUGUACACAGACACACAGGCUUGUGUGAUACUGUAUGAUAUGUUUAUCUUUGGAGUCAGUUCCUUAGCUGUCUUUUAUAGGGAUAGACAAACAGAAGCUAUGUAUAUUUUUGAGUAACAAAGCAGUUUUUUUUUUUUUUUUUUUUACUGUGUGCAAAUGUCGUAUUCUUCCUUGAAAGUGUAUGUCUUGAGUAAGUAUCUCAGCAGUUUAAAUUAUUUCAAAUGUACUUGAAUUGAAAGAUGUAGGAGGAGGCUUAGUCAAGUAGUGGAAUGUCAGGAUUUACUCAAAUGCCAUUGUCUGACUAAAUGAUGUGCUUGUGAGUGAUCUUAAUUCAUGGAUUGGUCAGUUGAUUCACCCACCUAUCAUUCAGACUUUUAGACAUCGCUGCUGACCACACCAGGAUAAUUGUGAAGUGGGUAAAAGGCUUAGGCUGUUGUCAUGUGGUGUCGCUCUCCUUCUCUUGCUCUCUCCUUUCCUCUCCUUCACCUUGUUCUUUUUGUUGGCUUGCUCCCUUCCUUGAAGUACUUAGUGAUAUAACGUGACAGUUGAAAGAAAUGGCUUUUCUAGUCAUGUCCAAUCAGUGAUUACUUGAAGGAAGAGAGAAAGGACUGUAUUUAUUCCAGCCCUUUAAACUUUCUAUGACACUGGUGCAGCAUGGAGGUGCUGACCCCAGGGUAUCUUGAGGACAGAGGAUGUAUUUUCCGCUAGUUACCACAGCCAUAUUGUCAAAAUUGGCUAUAUCGUAAAAAUGCAUGACACUUUUUGGUCUUAAUUUAAGAUUAGUGUUAGGCAUAAUAUUAUCAUUGUGGUUAGAGGUAGGUUUAAAAUUAAUUUUUUAAGAACAUAAAUUGUAGAAGUCGGGGUGUUGAUGACUUCGUGGCUAGGGUAACUAGUGAAGACCAGAGGACUUUUACUGGCUUAUUCACCGGAGUCCCACACGCUCCCUGAUGGCAGUAUAUAUUUGCCCAUGCAGUCUUCUGAUCCCACUGGGGGUAAUUUUGACGCUGCACAUUCCUUUUCCUCCAUGACAUGUUAACACAACCUCUUCCGAUGGCAGGGUUUUGUUUGAGAUGUCACUCACUGUAUCAGGAUGCGCUGACUAUGAAUAUGUAUACCUCAGAGAAAAGCCAUUACUGUCUCAAGUUCGCACACAUACUUUUUGUUCUCUCAUCUGUCUUUGCCCCCCAGUGCCAGCUUCAUGACCUCUAACCUUCCUCUGGUGCCAAGGGUGCUGAAAAGUUAACAUGUAGACAUGCUCUUAAGAUGGUGCCAUUUUAGACACUGGCAUUUGGUGGGUUAGCUGUAUCAUUGCAAGUGCUUUUGGAGAAACCAUUCAGAAAUAGUUUUUUGCCAUGUUAUUGCUUACCUGCCGUCUUCCCAGGCCGUGCUUGUGUAACAACCAUACCAUCUCAGAAUUGGUAUGUAUGGUUGCGUAUUUCUGACAUUACAUAAAAGGUCUUAUUUUGCUUUAGAUCAUUUACGUGACUAAGAAUUCAUGAGGCUUCUACUAUUGUAAUAUUGCUUAUGAUUACAGAUUAUAAUUUCUUUCAUUUAAGUAUUCUUGACCUUUUCUUGCUUGAUCCCAACAACCAAAGUUAUUGUUUUGGCAUCCUUGUUUUCUUGUCAUUGUACUUCCUUUUUAUUAAUGGAACCACUUACUUUAAUACAUACUUGAAAUGUUUUGCCACAGUUUGUGCAACAUGUACAUAUGUACAGUCACCUCUAAAUGAACUAGAUGCUACGGGGGGGCAUGACUUUGUACCCUAACCAUCCGCAACUAGAAGACGACACUGAGUCAGAUGGCUUUGACCAGUUGUAUCCUCGUCAUGCCUUCUGCAUCUAGGGGUAGAUUAAUUCAACCAGAGGUUUUCUCAUUGGCUUUAAGCACAAUUAUUAUUGUACUGGUAUGCUUUGUGUAUUUAAACAAUACUAUCUUGCUUGAAUGAAAUGGGUCCAUCGGGGCCUUAACGACCAUUUUCAUCAUUGCUGGUUCCUUUUUCAUUCUCACUGUCGUUCCAGACAAUCUCUCCACUUCCACAGUGUUGGAGAGACCAUUUAUCGAUGGUUGCUUGCAUUUGUCCACAGAAAUGUGUAGGGCACGAGCUGCAAAGACUGCUCAAGUGAGGUAGACUUUUUCCGACAUUACAUUCAGAGUUGCUUAAACUGUAGACCUCCAGUGGUUAGAGACAAGACUGCAAUAUUGUACUGAUUAUUUUCAAUUGUAAAUUAUGUAAAGUUGAUUAUGUUCAAAUGGGAGUCUAUUUUCUUGAUCCGUUUUUCUUUUCUCCCUCUUCAAAGCUGUCUCCUGUUCUGGUAAUAGUUUCAAAGCUAUGAAUAUGAGUCAAGUAUUACAAUUGUAUUAUGAAUAUUACUGUUGAAACAUGAAUGUUACUUCAAAAUGUAUUUGAAUGCUUUAACCUGGUUAAGGGCUCCAAUUGUGAAAACCCCCUUUUUUUCCUUUUUUUUUACCCAGAAAGAAACGAGGUCUCGACUCUUUCUGUCUUAAAAUGCCUACCCACCCUCGCCCCCAGAAACCUCAAGUGAAAUGUGUCUUGGGACCUUUCCAAAAUCAUACUUUUUAUUCCCUCCUAACUUAAAGGGAAAAUCAAGUUUGCACCCUUUUUUAUGUAAAAUAAAUCUCUCUUAACCUUUA